Molecule: messenger RNA, 3254 nt
Organism: Drosophila kikkawai
Lineage: Eukaryota; Metazoa; Arthropoda; Insecta; Diptera; Drosophilidae
Source: RefSeq, a predicted model, not a curated record
GGCAGUUGUGUAUUCAAACGCUCGUGCUGUGCUUAGAAACCUGUUUCCUCGGCUCAAUUCGUAAAAAACACUCGAGCGUGGCGCACGGUGCAAUUCCUCCGACUGAUCUUAAUCGUAGAAGCAGCAGCGGCACUCACACACGCACGCCCGACCGCCACCCUGCAAUAACAAAUACACUGCCGACGUCGCUGCAGCAGAGCUUAAAAACAGAAACUAAAAAACAAGUGUUGUUGGUGCACCCACAGUCGUUGUUGUUGUUCGCCAUGCUGAAAGCGCUGCUGCUGGCGCUGCUUUGCGCCGCGAGCGCAGCUGCCGCCGCCGACCUGGCGGACAAAUUGCGCGAUGACUCGGAACUCUCUCAGUUCUACAGCCUGCUGGAGAGCAAUCCCAUUGCCAACUCGACGCUUUCGCUGCGCAGCUGCACGAUCUUUGUGCCCACCAAUGAAGCCUUCCAGCGCUACAAGAGCAAAACCGCCCAUGUGCUCUAUCACAUUAGCACGGAGGCGUUCACCCAGAAACGACUGCCCAGUUACGUGUCAUCGGACAUGGACGGCAAUCCACCGCUGUACAUCACAAAGAACUCCAAUGGUGACAUCUUUGUGAACAAUGCCCGGAUCAUCCCCUCGCUCAGUGUGGAGACCAACAACAACGGCAAGCGGCAGAUCAUGCACAUCAUCGACGAGGUGCUGGAGCCGCUCACCGUGAAGCCUGGCCAUUCGGAUGUCAGCAACAAUCCGGAUGCCCUCAACUUCCUGAAGAGCGCCGAGGAGUUCAACGUGGACAACAUCGGUGUGCGCACCUACCGCAGCCAGGUGACAUUGGGCAAGAAGGAGUCCGUUUUCGAAGCGGCCGGACAGCACACCUUCCUCGUUCCCGUGGAUGAGGGUUUCAAGCUCUCGGCUCGCAGCAGCCUGGUGGAUGCCAAGGUCAUUGAUGGCCAUGUGAUACCCAACACUGUCAUCUUCACUGCCGCCGCUCAGCACGACGAUCCCAAGACUUCCGCCGCCUUCGAGGAUCUCCUCAAGGUCACCGUCAGCUUCUUUAAGCAAAAGAAUGGCAAAAUGUAUGUCAAGUCCAAUACCAUUGUGGGAGAUGCCAAGCACCGUGAGGGCGUAGUUCUGGCUGAGAUCGUCAAGGCCAACAUUCCAGUUCGCAACGGAGUCGUCCAUCUGAUUCACCGUCCGCUAAUGAUCAUCGAUACGACGGUCACACAAUUCCUGCAGUCGUUCAAGUUCAUGAACGAGAAUGCUGAGAACGGAGCUCUGCGAAAGUUUUACGAGGUUAUCAUGGAUAAUGGAGGUGCAGUCCUGGAUGACAUCAACAAUUUGUCGGAGGUGACCAUUUUGGCGCCCAGCAAUGAGGCUUGGAACUCCUCCAAUAUCAACAAUAUUCUGCGAGACCGGAAUAAGAUGAGGCAGAUUCUGAACAUGCACAUUAUCAAGGACCGCUUGAAUGUUGAGAAGAUCCGACAGAAGAAUGCCAAUUUGAUUGCCCAAGUGCCCACUGUCAACAACAACACCUUCCUGUACUUCAAUGUCCGCGGCGAGGGAUCAGAUGCGGUGAUCACCGUCGAAGGUGGCGGCGUCAAUGCUACCGUUAUCCAGGCUGAUGUGGCCCAGACCAAUGGCUUUGUCCACAUUAUCGAUCAUGUCCUCGGAGUGCCAUACACCACUCUGCUGGGCAAACUGGAGUCCGAUCCCAUGAUGAGCGAUACCUAUAAGAUGGGUCAGUUCUCGCACUUCAACGACCAACUGAACAACACCCAGCGGCGCUUCACCUACUUCGUGCCCCGGGACAAGGGCUGGCAGAAGACCGAGCUGGACUAUCCAUCGGCACACAAGAAACUGUUCAUGCAAGAUUUUGCCUAUCAUUCCAAGUCCAUUCUGGAGCGUCAUUUGGCCAUUUCGGACACCCCGUUCACCAUGAAGGAUCUUGUGAAAAUUUCGCAGGAGUCUGGCAGCGUCAUUCUACCCACAUUCCGUGACUCCCUCAAUAUACGCGUGGAGGAGGAGGCUGGACGCUAUGUGAUCAUCUGGAACUACAAGAAGAUCAACGUGUAUCGGCCGGAUGUGGAGUGCACCAAUGGGAUCAUCCACGUCAUCGAUUACCCGCUCCUGGAGGAGAAGGAUGUGGUCGUGGCCGGAGGUUAGACAUUGUAACUAGUGUUAACCGGCAAAGGCGAACACUGAAAUGUACUAUCCCCCAAAAGUAACUAUCAGCCUACCAGUACACACUCUCACCAGUCUCAACUAUCACCACCUAAGACACUUAGGAAACUCAAACUCUGUCGCAAAAGACAUCCCAAAAGCUGGGGCAGUCGCUUCACGUAGUUGCUAGUUCCCGAUCCCAUCCGAUCGAAACAUUCCGGCAGUCUUUAUCUUUAGUAGGUGGUUUAGUUUAGUUUCGUUCGGUGCAGUGCUGAGUGAGAAUGUGCGAGAACGAGAAAAUUAAGAUGAAUAUAUAGAGAAUACGCUAAUGAAAUGACACGAAAGCUUUAAGGAGUCGCUGGAAGAGUGCGGAUCGGAGAUGUAGGAUGGAGAGGAACCGCAUUGCAAUCGCAAUUUGUGUCGUAGUCAGUAGUUACACGUUAAGCGGCGUCUUAACGUGUAACUAGUGCCUUACUAAAGAUAAACGCAUUACCUUAACCUUUAUACAAAUUUACUCGAAACAACUUGUGCCCCGAAUCGAAUAAAGAAUGAACCCAAGUACAUACGUUCCGCUUCAAGAGCCAUCCAUGGAUGGACACCCAACAAUACAAGUAUAAUAAUAAUAUUAACUACAAAAUGAUAUUGCGCCACACGCUAUUUACACCAAAAUACACCAAACAAAUCGAGAAAUGCAUAUUUUUCAUAUAUUUAAUUGUCGGAAUAAUAUAUAACGUAUAUGUAGUUUAUUUACUGUAAAACUCAGAGUCAACAAAAUGGAAAUUAAAUCACAUAUAUCCAUGUAUAUUUAGCAAUUGAUUUUCGAUGCAACGCGUCAGACACGCGAAUAUAUGAAUAAAUCUAUAUACAUUAUGCGAAACCAAGCAAAAACUAUGCGAAACUGCAGUGCAAAAGAAUAUUAUUCCAUUUUAUUUUACGACAAGCGCUUUUUACAAAUAAACCGAAGCCCAAUUCAAUUACUCGUAAAUGAACAGCAAGAUUAUAUUUAGCAUUAGUUAAACUAAUUAAUACGUGUACUAGAAAACCGAAUGUCAACCGAGAAUCUUCAGCAUGCUUGAGCGAAUAAUAAAACUUGAAAAAUAACUAUAA